Coccomyxa subellipsoidea C-169 is the source of this 1320-nucleotide messenger RNA. RefSeq names its product Arabinanase/levansucrase/invertase. Gene Ontology annotation, molecular function: hydrolase activity, hydrolyzing O-glycosyl compounds. The transcript is spliced from 3 exons. Gene Ontology annotation, biological process: carbohydrate metabolic process. Lineage: Eukaryota; Viridiplantae; Chlorophyta; Trebouxiophyceae; Coccomyxaceae. The record is from RefSeq and is a predicted model, not a curated record. Bases 22 to 1320 code for a protein of 432 amino acids.
AUGACCUCCCUUCCUCCUUGAAUGAAAUUACAAAUUGAUAUUAGCCCACAGGUUGGACCCGGAGUGGUGGGUCGCCCUGUGUGGCAGAGAAAGAGGCAGAAAGCUGCGCAACUAGUGACCAGAGCUGCGGGCUUCCCAGCCCCUCCCAGCACAGUACGCGAGGCGGAGUCCCUGAUGGACCUGUCAGCUGCGCUCAGACAGGACCCAGAGAAGCCUAGCUACCAUGUAAUGCCUUCGUCAGGCUGGAUAAACGACCCCAAUGGCCCGUUCUACCACAACGGCAGAUAUCACUUGUUCUACCAGCACAUCAUCAAUGGGUGCGAGUGGGACUUUGGCAUCGUGUGGGGUCACGCGGUGACAACAGACCUAGUGCACUGGGAGCACCUGCCGCCCGCGCUAAUGCCCACGCCGGGGGGCCUGGACGCGGACGGCUGCUUCUCAGGCUGCUGCAUCAUCGACACGGAUGGCACGCCCACCAUCCUGUACACAGGGGUGCGCCUGCGCAGCAACCCCGACUGCGGCCCGCUGCCGCCGCCGGAGCACGACCUCAACCUUCCCUUCGUGGAGUCCCAAUGCUUCGCUGUGCCUGAGACAGGGUACGACGGGGAGCCGGACCCGCUACUGGCGAACUGGGUGAAGUCAGAGGAGCCGUUUCUAGCGUACCCUCCGCCCGACAGCAACCUGGUGGGCUGGCGGGACCCCUUCAUCUUCGAGUUCAAGGGCAAGGACGGGCGCUUCAAGGAGUGGGGCAUGCUGAUGGGCAGCGGCAUCAAGGGCAAGGGCGGCAGCGUGAUGAUCUACCGCUCGGACAACCUGCGAUCAGGCUGGCGCUAUGACGGCAUGCUGUGUGAGGCCGACUCGGUGGACACCGGCGCGAUGUGGGAGUGCCCGCUGCUGCUGGCGCUCACAGUCGUGCCCGAGGAGCACCGGCGACGCAGCGCGCUCGGCAGCCUGCACUCGCUGUCAAACUCCUACAACAACAUCAGCGCGUUCCACCCCUCGUCCAAUGGCAGCCACCCGGCCUCGCCCACCGCCGACCGCAAGUCGGCGGCCGCGGCGGGGCCGCAGGUGCAGGCCGGGUUCUCCCCGCGUAAGGACUUGGCGGCGGCCGGCCUGCGCGCCGGCUGGGAAGAGGAUGGGAAGGAGCCGCCGCCCGGGGGCGGCGCGGAUGGUGAGGGGGCCGGCAAGAGCCUGCUCAGCGAGCAGCUGCUCAACCCCUACGCGGACGAGGCCGGCAAGGAGGACGGCAACUUCUCACUGUUCGUGCUCCUCUCGCCAAUACACUCUUCCUGUAUUGCUGCCUCAUGUACCUGGUUGUAA